Gymnodraco acuticeps is the source of this 6573-nucleotide messenger RNA. RefSeq names its product v-maf avian musculoaponeurotic fibrosarcoma oncogene homolog Gb (gene mafgb). The record is from RefSeq and is a predicted model, not a curated record. Gene Ontology annotation, cellular component: nucleus. Gene Ontology annotation, biological process: regulation of transcription by RNA polymerase II; regulation of epidermal cell differentiation. Gene Ontology annotation, molecular function: DNA-binding transcription factor activity, RNA polymerase II-specific; RNA polymerase II cis-regulatory region sequence-specific DNA binding. NCBI's taxonomy places the organism in Eukaryota, Metazoa, Chordata, Actinopteri, Perciformes, Bathydraconidae. Bases 489 to 1010 code for a protein of 173 amino acids. The transcript is spliced from 3 exons.
AUCACGACCCAGGCGUCAUCCAGACCCGCACAUGCUGUUCCGAGGUCGGGUCGAGUGAACAGCCCCCGCGACACCACCGACCGGCGAUAUCACAAUAACACAGACAAAGGGUGUAAGCCGCGUGCGGCUGUCAAGCUUAAACAGGAGCCAUGUGUCGGAAUUAGAGCUCCUGCGGGGAGUUUGAGAGCAGCUCGGCUUUUUCUGUGCCGAUGGUUAGUCUGGGGAUUCCCUUGUUUUGUGUCUACUAAAUGCCAAAAAUAUUUAGAAAGGUGAACAAAUAUAGAGCUAGGGGAAAACAUCUUAAUGUAGUGUUACAAUUUAAGCAGUGAGUGAACCCUCGAAGAUUAGCUUGUGCGACUGUCCUCUCUUCGGGGUGCUGAAGCGGCAGCGGCGGACACAAGCUGGAGCCUCCCGCUGCUGUCGCUUCACACGCGGACACGUCUGUUGCUUCUUUGCAGGUGUGUUCAGAAGAGCAAGGCACUUGUGGCAUGACGACGACUAACAAAGGAAAUAAAGCCUUGAAGGUGAAGCGUGAGCCGGGGGAGAAUGGCACCACCCUCACGGACGACGAGCUGGUGACCAUGUCAGUGCGGGAACUGAACCAGCACCUCAGAGGGCUCACCAAGGAUGAGAUCGUGCAACUGAAACAACGGCGGCGCACCCUGAAGAACCGGGGCUACGCCGCCAGCUGCCGGGUGAAGAGGGUCACCCAGAAGGAGGAGCUGGAGAAGCAGAAGAGCGUGCUGCAGCAGGAGGUGGACAAACUGGCCAAUGAGAACGCUUCCAUGCGCGCGGAGCUGGACGCUCUGAGGUCUAAGUACGAGGCGUUGCAGACCUUCGCCAGGACUGUGGCACGGAGCCCCUCUGUGGGGGUCGGAGUGAGGGGGGGAGGGGGAGGAGGAGGGGGAGGCAUGGCGUCGUCAGUCAUUGGCCCGUUCAUACCGGGGAAGAUGGCAACAGCCACCAGCGUGAUCACAAUAGUAAAGUCAAAAACAGAUGCACGGUCUUGAGGGAGGGAAAGAUAGAUGAGGGGGCGCAGUCAUUCUUCUUCUCUGCCGACCACCUGUCCUCCACCUGCACUGACGUCAAACAGCUGGGCGCUCUCCAUCACAUCGCCUCAGCACCAUCACCUGUCUCAGAUCAGUGCAGCUGGAGGAAAGGGUGGAAGCAGUGGAAGAUUGUUGAGACUCUAAAGAUGCAAGUCCUUGGUCGGCGCAUGAUCAUUUAAGACAGGACAGAUACACAGGGUUUCCACGGUCACUGAAAACCUGGAAAAGUCCAAGAAUUUGAGAUUAGGUUUACACCAGGCCACGGGGGAAACAUUUAAGAAUGUCAAUGCCCAAAAUACUUUGGAAAAAUCAUUCAAACCAAGAUGUAGAACAUUUGAAUUCGCUACACUAGGCAUGUCGUGAUAACUACUUUAUUUAAAAUGUUAUUUAAUAUUCAAACAUUGGAAUUGGAAAGUGAACAACACUUAAAUAUCCUUAAUAAAUAAAAGAAUGAUUCAAAUAGACUCUCAGGCUGUGUGUUGCACAAUGCCGAAGUCCUUUUACGGGCGGGAAAAAACAUUGGCUAACAUGUUGUUUACAUUUGAAUCUUAACAAAGUCAAAUCUAGGUCGGUAAUGUAAUAUCGUGACAGGCCUAUGCCACCCAAACAAAGAUAUUCAAACACACAACAUUUGUAUUAGAGCCAAAAAGAUGGUGCUUAUGUAGUUCUCAAAAAAUCUUGGGACCCUGAGUUCCAACAGAAUACGCAAGAUUCCCCGUGACCUGCUGAUUUCAGUCCCAUCAUGCUCCACCCUAGCCAAGAACUUUUUAAGAGAAGUACUAGAGAAAAUAUAUAUUACACAAUGGUGGUGACUGUAUUUCUACUGUUUUGUACCGUGUUGUCAUUCACAUGAGGUCCAAAGUGUAUUCUCUGUGCGUCAAUUGUUAUAUCAGGAAUUCUGUGAAAUUCUGUUGCGCGUGUUUGGUAUUGCUAUAUUUAGUUAGCUGUAUUUUUGUUCACGAUCUCUUCACUUUCUAUGUACAGCUCUCUUUCUCUUACCUAUUGUUUCUCUGUCCUUCUAUUUCUCAAUUCCAACUGGUUUCCAUUCUUACACACAGUACUUCCUGGAUCCAACAGAAAGAAGGGCGAUAAGGCAAUUGAUAUUUACCAAAAAACACAACAUACUAUAGAGGAAAGGAGAUAAGGUUACUGACCUUAUCUCAGUUUAUAGGAAUCUUCAGGGAAAUGGUCUUUUGAACACCAGGGCUGAAUCAAGAUAAAGUUGUCUUCUGUCUCUCAAAAGUAUGUUGAAAAAAAUUGGAAGGGCAAGUGCCUUUGGUCUCCUGAUGAUAUGCAUCAACUCAAAGGCAAGAGGAAUUCUGGGAGGACGGUGGAGAUUCAAUGCAGUUGUUUGUUUAUAUACCUGUGCUUAAUGUGAAACACUGACCAAUCAGGAAUCAGGUUGUGGCAGCAUUUAACUGUGCGUUGUUGUAUGAGCUGUGUAGUAGCAAGAUUAUAAAAAUCAAUUACACCCAUUUAUGUGACUCGGCAGUUCAUAAACUUAAAUAUAAAUAUAUAUUUCAACAUCUAAUACUUACCCCGCAUCACCAUGGAUUCUUGAACAAAUCUUUGGGUUUUUUCGGAAACCCCCACCAUUAAUGGAGAAUCAAAAAUCGUAUAAACAUUUGGGUGAUUUUAAGUCAAUUGGGGCCACAUUUUAGAACAGCAAAGCCAAUAUAUCUGUGCUAAAACUUUACUAUUCUAUACACUUUGGACUUGCUCAAGAGUGAGACUAUUAAUGCGGAAGUGUUUUAAAUCUUAAAAUGUUUGGUAAAUUCAUGUAUUUGGAAAUGAUGGGCACACAACUGGAUAAAUGAGACUUAUAUUACACUUUACAAGUUGUGUUAGUUUGUAAACACAUUUUUACAUAUAAUGUUGCUGUUUUAAAAACGCAGCCAUUAUUAUUUGGAAAUUAAAUUGGACUUUUUUCCAUUUUUGGAUUCUUUUAUCACUGUGGGGGUAUGCUAAUUUUGUUCAAGAGCUCAAGGUAAUACAGGACGAGUCAUCACUUUGUUGGUGAAGUAUUCCUUCAAAAAGAAAAGAACAAGAAGUAUUGACAAAACCGCGCCAUUUUCUUUUACAGAACAAGCUUUUUGGAAAGUUGUUAUGAGUAAAAACCGGUUUUAUGCUAAUAAUAUGGUUUGCGUGUUUAUGAAUUUGAUUGGCUACUGACUCAAAAAUCUAGGUUAUUUCACCUACAGCAACAUUCUUGCCUCUAAUCAAAGCGGUUAAUGUUGCUUUCUCUCGCUUUGAACCACAAAGUCUUCUCACUGACUGCAGUCAGCCAGCAAUGCUUAUUCUCUGAAUGAAAGGUCACACAAAUGGGAUGUCAUGUCACAGUUUUACCAUCAAAGUAGUCUUACGUGGUGUUCUAUACUCCAAGAAUCUGUGUCUAUGUACGGUAGAGUCUGGAAUUUUAUAAAGACAAUUAUCUUUGCAUUGUUUGUAACGACCUGUAAAAAAAAAAAAAAAAAAUAGGUGUAACAAAAUCUGUUUGAUAUACAGUAUCUCUCUAUUUUGCAAUUGUACCAAAAGUGGCUUAACUACUGAAUAGCUUUGUUUCUUCUCUUGUGACCGUGAACUAGCGUGUGGUGUGCUGUGUAGGUAUGUGACGAGGUAACUAUAACUAUUUCAUGGAUAUGACUUUGAUCCUUGUUUGAUUUCAGGCCAAAGCGGGGGAUGACACUGUAGGUCACUUUCUCUAAUCAGAAGAUCUUUGUCCUCCCUCAGCUCCUGCACCGCAGACGUGUUACACCAUGUUUAUCUGCUCCUAAUCUGCACUCAUCAUUUGUACAUCUCAAGUCCAUUUAGCACAUAUUUCUGAACAGGAUGUCUGCGGCUUUAUUUUGGUCCUUGCAGCGUUAAAAGCUAGUUAUUGACCGAUGAGAUGAGGAAGUGUCAUGGUUAACCUCACAGGCUUCAUGAUAUAUCGUGUAUUCAAGUCAUCCGGUAAAGUAAUAGCGAUGUAAAACUCAACAAUGGGCCUGUGCUGCACCACCCCCUGCUCCAUCAAUAGGUUAUUUUUGUAAUGUGUGAUGAGAAAACAUCUUGUUUUUGCGGUGUACAUUUGACAUAGUUCUGUAUAUAUAUUGUUCCUGUUUUGUUUUGAUCUGUAAGUGUCAGGGAAGUGAAAUUUGUUAACGUAUUUGGUGUUUUAUGAAGUGAAAAAGUAUUCUGCUGUUUAAUGGUUUGUCUGUCAAAGAGUUAGGUUUACUUCACAAAGUCCAAUUGCCUCAACUGGAUUGUUUUUCCUUUAAACUAAUGGAAACCUGAUAUAAAUAAUUUACCGAAAUAUAGAAGCAAUUGACAUGAUAUAACGAGAGACCAUACAUGCAGCCUUUGUCCUGAACCGGUCCUUUUCCACUGUGAAGAAAACGUGGUUAACCAGCCUACUGCUGUGCAGUUAUUAAGAUGAGCGAUGUGUGUCUGAAUCGACGGUAAUAUCAAAUCAAACAGGUGAACAGUGAACAAAGGCAUUGGUAGGGAAAUGUGUUUAAAACAUAUUAUUUAUCUUUCAUCUUUACACUGUAUGUUAAGCUAACCGUGACAUUUGAGGACUACAAAUGUCAAAAUAAAAAUGUCUCAGUCAUUUUAUUGAAAUGUCUUAUCACAGGAAUAUCCUCCAUGGUAUUCAGCCACAAGCAAGUAUAGGUAUCACACCCAGCAUAUUUAUGUAUGUGCUCUUUAUUUGUAAUUUAUUUUUUAAUGUGUCCUGUUUUGUGUACUCGGAAUAAUAUUAUUAUAUUUCCCUGAUGGAGUUUUUGUAAUUUCUUUUUUUUAAAUUGUAAUGAAUUUGUUCUGGCUCAUCCUGUGUUGUGUGUGAGGUCAUAGUGGUAUCCAUUAGAGGGGAAAACCACUAAGGGUGUAUCGGUGUCAAGAAUGAUGAAACGUCCUGAUGCCUGUGAAAGCCUACGUAACACCCACUAUGAUAUGAAUGCUCCUGUUGUUUUUAAACGAUGCAUACUGUGUAAGCAAAGAUCUGUUCACAUGGUGGCUGCUGUUUAAUAGACAUGAAACAUCAUCAAGAAAAAGACCUCCUGCUCCCAGGAGGAGUGACACAUUGGUAGCUGUUGAGUGGAGUUGCCUCUUUUAUAAAAGCAGGUGUGAUGUGACAUGUUAAAUAGCUGUAGUUAUCAAUCCAUUUGUGGUUGUGAAUGCCAGCACCAGUUUGUCUCUCUUUUAUGUGUUGUGGCUUACAUUGCUUUUUUCACCAUGUCACUUAACAAUCAACUGUGAAAACAUUGAAAUCAUCAUAGAGGUUUGAUCAACUUCCAUUUGAGGAGAAGGAGAAAUCUAAAAGAACUCAAGAAAAACACGACUUUUGUCUUCCGGACUUUGUUGUAUUCCUACAGUCAGGGUGAAAUAUUUCUCCCGAAUGUUCACUCAGCAGAAACGAUCAGAUGACAAAUAGGCCGAUUAUCAGACAGAGCAUCUUGGUGGCUUUUCAUAACCGAGUUUAUGGGCUUGUUAGACAACGCUGACCUUAUUUCCCUCUGCCUGUACAGGGGUCAUACCCUCUGUAUGAAGAGACCUUUCAUUACAAAUCCAAGCUCCUAAACUUGCUUCCAUAAAUAUUUGACAGAGGCAGAAAGGAGUGGUGGAGACACAUCGGAUAAAACCCCACUCCAUUUAUCCCAGCCCUCUUUACAAAGUGUCAGCGAGUUAACUCAGCAGCACUUCUACAAAACCUCAGAUUCUUCUAGAAGACGUAAAUCAUUAACUUCUUAUCUUCCUGCCUGGAUGAACAGUAUGUAGUCAAUCAGUUGUUUUCCUGUCUACUGAUUCACGCCACAGGACCUUAAAAGCCCUUUCACCCUCCUCCAAUGCCGAUCGAUGAGAGUAAAUGAACCAAGGAUUCCUUUGAUGGUUUGUUUGGUGUUGUCAUCAAUAAUAAUGUUGGUUUUGUACUUCCUUCUGCUGCUCUCUCUUACUCUCUGCCCUUAUCAGUUGCAAAGCCUCUAGCCUACAAUACUUACCCAGAGUUUCACAUCACAUUCACUUAUUUCUAUGUUUUGCUUGUCAUUGUAACAGUCUCUCUAUUUUUACUACUUUAAUGUUUUCCCCCCCAUUAAACCAUGUGAUCAUUUGGACAGGUUAUUCAUGGAGAUAUGUUUGUGUUUCUAAAAGUAUAUUAUGGUCAGUUUAAAGCUAUAGAAAAGUAGUAACUGUGUGAAUAUGGCAUAGCCUGUUCAGAAAAAGCACUUGUAAUAGGAAAUUCUGUGUUUUGUAAUAUUUCUGUAAGGGGUGUAAUAAAUUGUUCUACGACAGUACUUUAUACGGGAAAAUACUUUAAAUGUGACAGUCUUUGUAAGUAUUUAUCUUCAACUAAAUUAUUGUACUUCUUUUUUUGUUGCAAUUUGUAGAUAUGUGAGGUGAUGAUGACAAGGUAUUGGUAACCAUGAAAUUAAAUGUUUCAUCAUCGGUCUGGUGCAUCUUUUAAUUUAUUGAUGUAUAUACUGUAUGUUUGUUGAUAAACAGCUUACUUUAUUUUGUAUAUGACCAAUAAACAUGUUUUGAAAUGGAA